Messenger RNA from Ilex paraguariensis (yerba mate), 375 nucleotides. The record is from the annotation of a GenBank genome assembly. NCBI's taxonomy places the organism in Eukaryota, Viridiplantae, Streptophyta, Magnoliopsida, Aquifoliales, Aquifoliaceae.
AUGAAGGAGUUGGAUGGUGAGGAUGCAAGACUUGCAGAUUACUUUGACGUGAUUGCAGGAACCAGUACUGGUGGCCUUGUGACUGCCAUGUUAACAGCUCCAGAUGAAAAUAAUCGUCCUAUAUUUGCUGCUAAAGAUAUCAAGCCCUUUUAUGUCGAAAAUUGUCCAAAAAUUUUUCCACAGAAAAGGGGCAUGUUUGCAUCACAUAGAAACAGAUUGAACUUAUUAGCAGGACCCAAGUAUGAUGGGAAGUAUCUUCAUCAAGUUGUAAGGGAGAAACUAGGAGAGACUCGAUUGCAUCAAACCUUAACCAAUGUUGUCAUUCCUACUUUCGAUAUCAAGACUUUGCAGCCAACUGUUUUUCUCCACUUAUGA